Molecule: messenger RNA, 1174 nt
Organism: Drosophila obscura
Lineage: Eukaryota; Metazoa; Arthropoda; Insecta; Diptera; Drosophilidae
Product: transcription factor Adf-1
Exons: 3
Coding region: 261-1094 (277 amino acids)
Biological process (GO): regulation of transcription by RNA polymerase II
Cellular component (GO): transcription regulator complex; nucleus
Source: RefSeq, a predicted model, not a curated record
UGCACAUGUUUUCCACCUCUAAGUUGCGAUGGAUUGAAAAUAAGUUUUUUUUCAUCGGAGAUUUUUUGAUUUUCAAAUGGAUUCGAAACAAUGAGGCUGAUAAGCCUCCUACUGCAGCUCAGCAAGUGCCCCUUCUACCGCCGCCCGCUAAAGACACUCCGCCACCAGGUGUGAAGGAUCCCACCCUACCCUCCUGUUCAUUUUCGCCGCAGCGCAUAAGUUUUUCGAGAAUUCGAAAAAAGAAUUGAAAAAUCCCAAUCAUGUCCCACGAUCUCGAGAUUAAAAUUAUCAAAGCUGUUAAGCAGAACCCCUGUUUGUACAACAGCAUGGACAUUGGCUUCCGCAGUGCCCUUAAACGAGGCAGGGCUUGGAGCCGGGUCUCCGACGCCUGCGGACUGACGGUUCGCGAAUGCGAGCAUAGGUGGAAAAACAUGCGUGACCGCUUUGUGAAGCUCUGUCACCGUCAUGGAGCUGCGGAACUCGAGAACACAAAAAACCUUACCAGACGGAACUUCUUCAAUGAAAUUAAAUUCCUCAAGAGGCACAUAAGGACGCGAGUGGAAAACAUAAAGAAUGACAACGAAGAGAGCAAUUCGGACGAAGCACCAGAAUCGAAAGUUCGCCGUCAGGAAAACCUAGCGAGCGAUCGUAGCAACGAAGGGGGGCACCUGAGCGAGACUGCUGAUCUUUUGAAAAUCAUUGAACAUGCGGCGGCAACCAUCCACAGUGACAGCGAGGACGAGGAGCCUUCUUCGCUUUCGAUCGGUGAGAGCGCGGCUCCUUCCAACUCAAACUGCGCCAUUGCCCAGGCAAAAUUCGUCGAAGUGAUGAAUCUGAUUGAGAAUGUCCUCGAGAAGCUCAACGACAAAUUGCCUGCGUCUGCGGGUACACAGAGUGAUCCUGAGAAAUCCACAUCGAUUGAUAUGGAUAUGCCUCCCAGUCCCUUCUAUUCGUAUCUGGAUAGCAUAUUGAAUCAAGUGGAUCUGCCAACCCGCAGCGACAUACAAUUGAAGCUGCUCACUUUGGCGAACGAGCAAGUGAAGAGGGCUGGCGCCGACUCGAACGCGCUCAAAAAUGAAGAAACUAUACAAUAAGCUUACACAAUAACCCGUAAUAGUCGUAAGAGUGUCUAUUUAUAAAGAGGUGGUACCCCUUUUAAAGUACCUUAAACGUA